Effrenium voratum is the source of this 3784-nucleotide messenger RNA. The record is from the annotation of a GenBank genome assembly. Lineage: Eukaryota; Dinophyceae; Suessiales; Symbiodiniaceae.
GUGUGGUUUGGCUCAAGCAGGAGUUUUUUCCUGAAAGCACGCUCUAUCUCAGAAGCAGGCCUUCGUCUGCGGACGUAUUCCAUAUUUACAGGGCAGUGAGGAAAUGUCUGACUCUGCCCCCCUUCUGAGCAGCACCAACCAGACCAGCGGAGGAACCUUUGCUCCAGCAGAAGGACUGUCAUCAAUAGAGGCUGCUCGCAGACUCCAACAAGAUGGCCCGAACGAGCUGGACCCUCCUCAGAAAGAGUCCUUCUUUCGAAUCUUGCUGCGGCAGGCGCAAAGUGUGUUUUAUCUUCUCACUCUACUUGCAGCAUUUCUUUCACACAGCUGUGGGGACACACCCAGAGGCAUUUUGCUCGUGGUGGUUGUUUGCACGGUUCUGCUGUUGAACACAUGUGGUGAGCAUACCAGCCAAGAUGCUGGCCAAGCAUUGCGAAGCAUGACGGCACCAACUACGCUUUGCUUACGAGAUGGCCACCCUGUUGAAAUCAAGGCAUCUACGCUAGUUGUGGGAGAUGUGGUGCAACUCCGCACUGGAGACAUCGUGCCGGCAGACAUGGUGCUCUUGGAGUCCAUGGACUUGAAAACCAACGAGUCCAUUCUGACUGGGGAACCCAUGGAUGUAAGCAAGUCUACUUCUGAACCUGCAUCUCCUUCAGCACCUUUCCGCUCCAACAUGGUCUACAGUGCCACAAGCGUGACUGCUGGACAUGGAAAGGCUGAAGUGGUGGACACUGGUAUGAGGAGCCAAGUGGGCCUGAUUGCCAAGCGCUUGCAGGAAUCCAAAGGCUUGAUGGAAAAGAGCCCCUUGAUGGUGUCCGUCAAUAUACUUGGCCAGGCCUUGAGCUGCGUCGUGGUGUGCCUGAUCAUUUCAGCAACGCUUUUGGCGUAUGCCACCAAGUAUGAAGAUCCGGCUCGGCCAUGUCCUCCUGACGACUCCGACUGCUUCUUGCGAACCGGUCUGCUCCGGGCCGUUAUCAUGUCUGUUGCCGUCGUGCCCCAUGGUUUGCCGAUGGUGCUGAUGAUUAUGCUCAGGGUGAGCUCCAUGAAAAUGGCGGAGAGGGGUGGCUUGGUGAUGAAAGUGUCCGCCGUUGACUACAUUUCUGCAACGACUGUUGUUUGCACAGACAAGACUGGAACCUUGACCGAGGGCAGAAUGACAGCAUCGCUGCUUACAGGAAUUUGCAGGGAUGGCGCCGAGGGAGCUGCUGGUGGUACCACAAAACAGUCCGAGCUUUCCUUUUACCCCCUGAAGGGUUUCGCUCCCAACGGUGGCUUGUUUAUCUCCUCUCAACUUCAGGACGAGCAUCGGGCUAGUAUCGAUGCCACGUACGAUGGGACCAAAGUUCGUCAGGACUUCUCUGCACCUGGAUUGCCUGAUGUGGCCAAUUCGGAGAAGGCGGCCACAGCUGGCCUUGAUGGGCUCAUGGCACAGGCACACCUGGCUUGUGCCUUCCUGACCUGCCACAGUACCAGCUUGUGGCAAUCGGAGACCGGUUCUUGGGAAAUUUCUGGCAACAUGACGGAAGGCGCGUUGAAGGUGGCAGCAGCCAAGGCCGGCCUCCAAGAUGCACUCGCUUUGCUUGAACAUGCCCGGCUCCCAGACCUUGAGGUGCCCUUCAGCUCCAGCCGAAAGAUGAUGGCGACGGUCCACCUCCUGCCAGCAAGCCGCCUUGCCAGUCUCAGAUUCCCAGCUUCGUGCACGCACGUUGCGAUCGUGAAGGGUGCACCUGACAAGCUGUUGGACAAGGCAGGCACGCUGGCAAAACUCUCCGCUGGAGCGUUGGAGGUCCCUGGUGAACCGAUUACAGCCACUGAUCGCAACAUGCUCCAACGGCACAAUGAAAAGCUUGCGCAGAAAGCCCUCCGGAGCCUAGCGGUGCUAGUUCGCCCCUUGCAGCCAGCAGACAUGGAAUCCAUGAUUGCAGCAAAGUCUGCAGAUGACAGACUGAGCAUCAUUUUUCGAGAUGCUUCCAUGGCUUGUCCACUGAGCCUGUGGGGGAUCUACGAUCCGCCCCGCACCUCAGUCCCGCCUAGCGUCAAAGCUUGUCAUGAAGCUGGCAUUCGGGUCGUAAUGAUCACUGGUGAUCAGCAGGCAACCGCAGCUUCUAUUGGAACUCAAAUCGGGCUGCUGCAGGAAGAUGAUGAUCCAGACAUUGCAACGGCGGUGUGUUCGGAGCUUCAUGAGGUUCGGAAUCCUGUCCGCCAGAGCCGUCGCUUGUCCCGGCAGGCACAGGAGCUUAUCUCUGCCGGCUUCAGCUCGGGCACUGCAGCCACUGCGCAUCCCAAGGCCAAACAUCGUGGCUCCAGGAGACUUUCUGUUCAUGAUGCCCGCGGGCCUCAAGACAACGAGCCGGAGUUCAAGUCGGAGGAGGAGCUGAUAGAGCUGGUAUCCAGGGUGAAAUGCUUUGCGCGAGCACAGCCGUCAGAUAAGGUGGCGAUAGUAGCAGCCUUGAGAGCUGCUGGCCACGUAGUUGCCAUGACUGGAGAUGGGGUGAAUGAUGCCCCUGCACUGAAGGCGGCAGAUGUUGGUGUUGCCAUGGGGGUCUCAGGCACUGCUGUGACCAAGAAUGCCAGUGACCUGAUUCUGCUGGAUGACAAUUUCUCCACCAUUCAGCUUGCCAUUGAAGAAGGCAGACGAAUUUUCGGGAAUACUCAGAAGUAUGUGAUGGUGAAUCUCAGCAUGAAGUUUGCGGAGACAACAAGCUUGAUGCUAUCGAUUUUCUUUGGUGUGCUCCCAGUGAUCCGCCCCACUCCACAACUCUUCAACAUGAUUCUCACACAUGGUGUGAGUACCCUGUGUCUUGCCUUUGAAGCCGCAGAGGCGUAUACCAUGAAAGUUCCUCCUCGCGAAGUUCAUGGCAGGCUUGUUACGCGCCAUCAGGUGCUGCUGCGGAUGGUGCCGUUCAUCUUGCUUUUCCCUCUGGUGGCUUAUGCCUCCCUCUUGAUGGGGACAUAUGGUGCGGUGGGCUUCGUCGGCAACAAGGCACUGAUUGGCAGCUCCAAGGUGGCAGACAUGACAGAUGGUCUCAGCGCAUGUGAGCUUGCAGGCUGGGAAGAUGAAGAUGGACACUUUGAAGCCGACCUCCGGCCAUUCCACUGCAUGUGCAAAGUCAGCCAGGCGGGAUUGCCCUGGCUGCAAGCUCAGCCUGUGGAACAUUGGGGGACAACACGAAGCGUCACGGGCACUGACCCCACAAAGAACGCCUGGGAGCUCUCUAUUGACAAUGAUGACUGGGAAGGAAAAUCAGAGCACUUGGUCCGACCUUGCCAGAAGAACAACAAGCUGUGGUGCUGGCAGGUUCCUACAUCGGCCCGCCCAGUGCUCCCGGCCGGCUUGAGUUGUGUGGACUAUGGCCUGAGGACAGGCCAAACAAUGGCCUUCGUAACAAUCAUGUUCGGUGAGGUGCUCAGUAUCAUGUGCUUCCGGCGCGAGGAACUUAUCACGAAAGACCUGCUCAGUAACCCAUAUUUCAACUUGACUUUGCUCGGCAACAUUAUGGCUAUGUGCUGUGCGAUAUACGUUCGUCCACUGGCUCGUGUUCUGGAGUUUGUGCCAUUGAAUGCAACCCGGUUUAUUAUUGCAAUGUCAUGCUCGCUAUGGCUGGCCAUUUUCUGCGAGCUAGCGAAGGCAGCUUACCGUGCAAGUCAAACUAGAAGCAGGCAGCUGCAGCAAGAGAGAGCCCUGGCCCUGUCCGGAUGCAGAAGCAUGAGCCGGAAGGAGCACGUGUAGCAGGCAAGCUGUUCCAUUUACACCAAUAAUUGCUGAAAAGGAUGCGCAUCA